AUUCGCGAUUCGAGGCUCAACAACCGGAGGUGCAACUCCAUCAAUCACAAAUCAGGGCGCUGGACCUGAUUGAUCAUCAUGCAUGGUAAUCUGCCAGAAGUCGGCAAAACAAGCACGGUAAAAAUGGCGCGACGUUGUUGAGUGGAGCACCUCACACGUUACGUCGGUGUUAUGCGGCAGGAGCGAUCUGAGCUUCUGACGCGGUGACGUCAUGGUGGUGGGGGCAGAACAGAGGUCAAAAGAGACGCGGGGCUCGUCGAGGAGACACCAUCUCACCUGCAACCCUUCAAUCGAUCCUCGAACUAAAGAACUCUACCCACUCCACCAAACAAAUCUCCAACGUACGUGCUCUUCCAACCUCACCAAACCAGCUCUUACCAUCACGAACAUGUAUCACCCCUCCAAAACUCACUGUUAUCUUGCUGCAAAUCAAACUCCAGCACCACACCUUGCUGACAGAUACAUAGACAUCACAACCACAAUGUCUGCACCCCAGCAAGGCCGCCAGUCCCCCGAGCCCGAGCGCCAGUCCGACGCGCAGAAGGGCCAGCAAGCGCAGCCCAACCAGCAGGGCGCCGAGACCAAGACCCAGGAGAAGUCUGAUGACCAGAAGUCCGGGCUUCCUUCCAACCCUACCCACAUCCUCGAGAAGCACUCCGAGGAGACUACAAGCAAGACGGUUAACCCGCCGAACUAAGAGAGCGGACAAGAUGGACUGAGAUGAACACAAGAAAUGGGGAGUCGACUGCAAUAUACCAUAAGCAGUAUGUAUAUGAACUCAGUACGAGGCCUGACCUGACGGGUGCCUUGAUAUGAAUAUGAUGGUUUAACGUCAUCCGCUUUCACGUUUCU
Molecule: messenger RNA, 852 nt
Organism: Macroventuria anomochaeta
Lineage: Eukaryota; Fungi; Ascomycota; Dothideomycetes; Pleosporales; Didymellaceae
Exons: 2
Coding region: 212-697 (161 amino acids)
Source: RefSeq, a predicted model, not a curated record